AUGGUGUGGCCGUUGAAGGAGAGAAGGGGUCCAGCAUGGAAGCAGGGGUGGACAACAAACACUUUGUGCUCUUUAUCUGCGCCACCUCUGCAACUCCUCGCCAUAGUUGCCAUAGUCAUGUUUUUGUUAUUUGUUCCGUCUUACGUUAACUUCAAGUCCACCGUGCACACCGCCACUGUCGGUUUCCACCUCUUCCUCUUGCUGUUGCCCCUUUUCUUGAUUGUCGUUGCCUACGCCAUCUCUAAACAUGGAUCGCGCCUUGUGCUUCCGGCGCCGCCACCAUUCUUGGGUGGCAUACGACUGAGAACAGACGGCGGGGGGUUUCCCUGGGGCGUGGCGGCGUUGGUGGUGUUGCUUUUGGUUUUGGCCUCUUACCUCUCCAAUUUCAGGUCCAUGUGGUCACCUCUCAUUUGGACACCCUACUAG
This is a messenger RNA of Vigna unguiculata (cowpea), 426 nucleotides long. RefSeq lists its product as uncharacterized. NCBI's taxonomy places the organism in Eukaryota, Viridiplantae, Streptophyta, Magnoliopsida, Fabales, Fabaceae. The record is from RefSeq and is a predicted model, not a curated record.